AUGUGGGGCGAGAGGUCUGUCCCUUCGCAUAAAGUGUUGCCAAUCAUAGAUCUGAUUAUAACCAGUGGUCACAACAAUAAUGUGUCGGAAACCAUGUAUUUCGGGAAACCUAUGAUAGUUAUGCCCGUUUGGUUGGACCAGUUGGAUGCCGCUCAGAGGGUUGCUGAGAAGGGGCUGGGAGUUCGACUGAAUCCCUACGAGUGCUCUGAAAAUGAAUUAUUGGAUUCAAUCGACAGCGUAUUGAACGACAAAAUAUUGGCUCAAAAGUUGGCAAAAGGUCAGGUGCACGGCAGCGUAGGUAUGGCCGAGAUAUUGCGCGACACCGGGCGAUACAACUGUGUGUUUGCGGUGAACGGUGUUUGGAAAGCACUGCUCGAGUCCAAGGGAUUUGACGUCAAACUUAUGGAAAGUGUUGACUUCAAUGAUGCCAUAAAGGACUCGCUGGACAGCAGUCUAAUGGACCCAAAAAAUACAAAAACAUUUGCUAAGUCUCUGGAACCGACCUCUCGUAUAAAUACAUUGUUUUUGAAGUAUUUUAUUAGAGAAGCCAAAGAAACGGAUCCAUACGUGAAGACUAUAAUCGAGGACCUGAAGCCAGACCUUAUAAUAUCGGAUCAUUUUAUCAAUUAUCCAUCGAUUGUGAAAUCAGGUAUACCCUGGAUAUUCAGUUGGAAUGAUAGCGCACUAUCACUGGAUUUGGGUUAUCCUGAUAAACGGCUACCACCAUCCUAUUUAGGAUUGCCGACAAAUACUGAGAGAGAAAUGAAGGAGAAAUACAGACAACAACUUUGGGAAAGAAAUAUUGAUUUGUGGUAUAAAUAUAGGGAUGAACUCAUGGCUAUAGGAUGUCCACCACUAUAUGAGUUCCAGUACUGGAGCCCAUCCCCUUAUGCUAACUUCUAUUUGGCCCCUAAGGAACUGGAUUAUACGGACAUCAGACCACUUCCCGACACUUUCCAUGGAUUUGAUUGUUUCAAACGCAGUGGAAGUGAAGACACUUUAGAAAUACCGGAUAAUCUUAAGAAUAGGUCCGGAAAACUGAUUUUCCUUUCAUUUGAUAUGUUUGUGUCCAGAGAUGUAGAGCUCAUGAAGAGAUUGGUUGCGAUUUUGUCCAAAUCUAAGCACCGGUUCAUUGUCUCCAAAGGUCUCAAACAUAAUGAAUAUGAAUUGGCGGACAAUAUGUGGGGCGAGAUCUCUGUCUCACCGCAUAAAGUGUUGCCAAUCAUUGAUCUGAUUAUAACCAGUGGUCACAACAAUCAUGUGUCGGAAACCAUGUAUUUCGGGAAACCCAUGAUAGUUAUGCCCGUUUGGUUUGACCAGUUGGAUACCGCUCAGAGAGUUGUUGAGAAGGGGCUGGGAGUUAGACUGAAUCCCUACGAGUGCUCUGAAAAUGAAUUAUUGGAUUCAAUCGAUAGCGUAUUGAACGACAAAAUAUUGGCUCAAAAGUUGGCAAAAGUUUCCCAAAGAGUACAAAGCGAAGGAAAUUCCGAAAAACUCGUUAAGAUUGUGAACAAAUUAAUUAAAUAA
Molecule: messenger RNA, 1527 nt
Organism: Oppiella nova
Lineage: Eukaryota; Metazoa; Arthropoda; Arachnida; Sarcoptiformes; Oppiidae
Source: the annotation of a GenBank genome assembly